AGCUUUGAUAAAGCGAACAAGUCGAACAGAAUAUAAACAUAUUAACAUUAAUUUUAAUUUAUUUUUGGAAGUUUUUAUAAAACAAAAUUUAAACUGGUCAAACCUACAGCCCCCAAGGUCCCAUUGCAAAUUCUUUACAACACACCAGAUCAAGCUAUUAAUAAUUCAACUGACUCCACAGUCAGUUACAAUCUAAUACAGAAGAAAGAAAAUAAACCAAAAUGUUGAAAGUCCACGAUCUGUAUGGACAAUCUUUUGCCCACGAGUUUCAGUUUACGAAUCCGGACUCCAUAAAAAAUGCUGUUAAACGUUAUAACUUGCAAAGAGCCGCAGAAAGAGAUGAGUACAACCGGGACAAGGAAACGCACAAGAUGAACAAAUUGCGAUUCUGUAAGAUGCGCAAUAGUGGCAACGAUGUGCUUGGCAUGGUCACGUCCCGGGAUCUCGAUGUGGAGACACAAAUGUCCCUGGCUACCAAGGACACCACCACGAGCAGUGUCAGCAGCAGAAAAAGCAGCAGAACCGUCAGCAGAACCGCCAGCAGUCAAAGUUGUAGUGGCAGUACCAGCUACCAUGAGAUCGAGGCGCCAAUUAUGGAGCGUUUGGCGGGCGGCGCGGAUACAGUGAAGCCUCGCGGCAAGCCCCGAGCGAAGACGCUGCGCAGCCGUAAACAAAAGCGUGGAGCAACCAAGCAAAACAAGGUGGCAACUCCCAAAGUGAAUAUGGAUGAUGCCUAUGCGGCGCACAUUGAGGGACUGCAUCGUGAGGUCUGCGCCGAGUUGCAGGACAUUGCUCCUGCCGAGCUGCAGGGCAGCUUCACACAGCGCUCCAAGUCGAAGGCAUGCCACAACCAAAAGAAGAAGAAAAUUCAGCAACCUCUUAAAAACAAACCCAAAACCAAAGUCAAUUCCAAUGGCAAUGCCAACCCUAAACCAGAGAAGAUUGUGCCGCAGCAAUUGGAGCAGGACAAGAUAAUGGAACGGCUGAAGCAGGUGCUGAGCGUCAGUGAGCAAAUGCAACAGGAUGCCAAGCAAAUGUCCUACCAAGAUUACCGUGAGUCCCAAGCUCAGUGGCAGGACAUUAUUCCAACGCCGUUGAUGCCACAGAUGAUGAAUGCGGAUCUGUGUCGGGCAUUGAAUACAACACCCUCGAUGGCCUGUCUGUUUAUGCAACAACAUGGCCUACCCUGCGGCAUGGAGGCAGAGCCACCCUUUGUGGAGGACAGCGAUCUAGAGCAGGAAAUUGCUGAUCGUCCCGGCUAUAUGCGCUAUAUCGAAAGGUUACCCUAUAAUCCGAGCGAUGCUUUGGACACGCCCAGCUCACAGAAUGCCUGCUUUGAGGAACUCGAACCGCAUCCACAUUGGAUACGAUUACAGCGUAGUCUGAAACCCAUGCAUUAUACAUCCCAGAGAUCGGAUACGGAUACACUGACCUUAUGCGAUACACAGGAACAGGCAGAGAAGACAGGACAAGCCUUCAAGCGGCCGAAAACAAAGCCGGUGAAUCAACAGCCGCCUCAUCCGAAGAAAAGUCGCCCAAAAGGCGGACAGCAAGUGGUGCGACAACCCGGCGAAAGGGAAAAUCAAAUGCAGAUCGCUCUGUUGUCAAACUUGACUCCAACGACUCCGACGAGCACGGUUGCCAAUGCCACUGGUAGUCUGAACAUGCAACGGCGACGCAAGAGCAACGGACGCAACGUGAUCUGCACCAGAUCCCUGGAGAAUCUCAAGUACGAAAAGAUGGCUAUAUACAAUAAGAUCUCGUUAACCCAAGAACGCAUCAUUACGGCCCUGGAUCGCCUGCAAGGGAAACUCUUGCAGCUUCAGAUGCCAACGUGCAGCAAUCAGGAAAAGCAGCGACGAGAGAGAAAUGCUUUUAAAUUCUGUGUGAAGUUCUCUCGCAACUUUCUCUUUCCACUGCGUGGACUGAUCGAGGAUGUGCGUGCAACGCCUGUGGCAAGCUUCAACAGUGCCACCUCGAAUGAGGCCAGCCAACGGGUCGUAUGCGUCUAUUCAUUGAUGUUUCAUUCCAUUGGCAACUAUAAGCGGCAAUUGCGCUUUUUCCUGCUCGAUAAGGUGCCACAAAAGCUAAGUGCCCUCAUCGAGAUGAUGUACACGUUGACGAAUAUUUGCUUGGAAAAGGGUGUACUCGACCGUCAGGAUCCGGUGGUUGAGAGCUUGCAGCAACGUUGUACCAGUUUCCUCACCUUCAUCGAGGACAUGCAGCAGGAGCGCUUUCAAUUGGCCCGUGAAAACUAUCGACGCCUGCAGAAGCGUAUCCAUCAUGCACAUGGCACUGGAAGAUCGGGAACGCGUGAGCGUUACGAUCUCAAGAUGUUCCUCAACGAUCUGAAGCUCUAUGAGCCGCGUUUGGUGCCCAAGGAGCGACCCGAGAAGCGACGUCAACGUGGCUGGAUUCGUCGACCCAAGCUGGAAAAACCAACCAACAAUGCCCCAUCCCAGACUAGGGUUGCCAUCGAGCCUGCAGCGGAAAAAAUGAAAAUAGAUCCCGUCCUGGAGGUUCCCACCCACAUUGAGUGCGUCCAGUGUGGCGAUUAUCACUGUGAGCCGAGCAGCGAAUACUACGAGCCGAGCUCGGAACAGAAGGAUCAGUUGACCAACAUAUUGGCCCUGUUGCAGGAGCCGCGUCAGGAGAAGCGGGAGCUUCAUCAACAGCUUCUGGAGGCCAUGGAGCAUGUGACCAAGUCGCAGGUUCGCGAAGUUCUAGAUCCACUUGUACGCUCGUUGGGCGCCAUUUUGGACAAAAAGAUGGGCGACCACUUCAACUAAAAAGAGUUAUCCUAUUCCUAUUCCUUGCCCCGAUCCUCUACAUAGGAUAUACGGCCAGGAAUAGACGCAACCAAUAUGAAUCCCCUUUUCAAAACAUUUUCUGACCUUUGCUUUCGGCCUACCAAAUUGUUAAGUAACCUUACCACAAACAUAUUGAAUAUAUAAUUAUGUUCGAGUUGAGUCGUGACUUCAAUAAAGUUAUACAUUUAUCGGAAUUUUCA
This is a messenger RNA of Drosophila innubila, 3010 nucleotides long. RefSeq lists its product as uncharacterized. Bases 222 to 2789 code for a protein of 855 amino acids. The transcript is spliced from 2 exons. The record is from RefSeq and is a predicted model, not a curated record. Lineage: Eukaryota; Metazoa; Arthropoda; Insecta; Diptera; Drosophilidae.